Messenger RNA from Didymodactylos carnosus, 736 nucleotides. NCBI's taxonomy places the organism in Eukaryota, Metazoa, Rotifera, Eurotatoria, Philodinida, Philodinidae. The record is from the annotation of a GenBank genome assembly.
AUAUACAGUGGCGAGAAAUUGUUGAACAAGCUGCUAAAGGUAUAAUUUCUUUCUUUCUUUAUAUACGUUCUUUAUCACAGAGAUUCACUUCUUGUGUUAUAAAACUAUAGGUAUUUUGAAUGAAGGAAAAUUAUUAAAUAGAGAACCUGAAGGACAAUUGAUUGCCAAUGAAUUACGAAAUGUGAAAGAUAAAACAACGGAUGAAAUUUUAAAAUUAGCCAUUCAUCUUUAUUCAGUUGAAUCAUUUCUCUACAAAUUGGUUAAUUCGACUUUAAGAGCAGAUGAUAGAAGUCAAAUUGAUACGUUGGGCGCUUAUUGUUAUUUAUUAGAUAGAUAUUUCUCAGAAUAUCACACAAUACCACUAAACAAUGUACCACAAAAUAAUAAACGCCUAACUGUUUAUCGUGGUGCUACUUUGACAGACGAAAUGAUUGAUGCUUACGAAAAGGUCGUUGGUACAUGCAUCAAAUGGUCAGCAUUUACUUCAACAUCGAAAGAUCCUAAAGUAGCUGAACAGUUUGAUGGUAAUACAUUAUUUAUUAUUCAACUUGGUGCUGGAUACAUUAGAAGGAGUGACAUUUCAUCACUUUCGUAUUAUCCUGAGGAACAAGAAGUACUUUUAGAUGCUGCAAGUCAUUUUCAAGUUGACAAACUUGAAUAUAAUUCAAAAAGUGGAAAAUAUUUAAUUUAUCUUACAGACGGGAGUACAAGUUACAGAAUUGACACUCGUUAUUGA